ACCUUCUCCGGUCAAUACAACAACAUUCAAACCAAAGAACACAAAUAAUACCGGUAAUAAUGGCGGGAAAGACAAAGCUCUGCAUAUAAUCCAUCAAUGGCUCAUCAUCCCCAUCUAUUAAAUUUCUUAUCCCUCUGCAAAACCCCUAAUCACCUCAAAUCUUUCAAAUCUCUUCUCAUAAUACACGGCCUAAUUAACCACAAGCUUUUAUUAGUGGACCUUUUAAAAUCUUGUUUUCAUUUGGGUGCUUCAAAUUUAGCUCUCUCAAUCUUCAAUUCAAUCAAAAAACCAACCCUGUUCUUGCAAAACUUGGUUAUUAGAGGUCUUAGUAAUCAUGGGUUACAUGACCAUGUCUUAUCAGUGUUCAUAAAAUGCCGAGAUUUAAGCUGCCCUUAUGACAAUUUUACAUUUCCUUUUGUAAUUAAGGCUUGUUCAGUUGUUAGUGAUUUUGGGAUUUUGAAAAAGAUUCACUGUGUUGUUUUGAGAAAUGGGUAUGAACAAAAUGUCGUUGUUGGAACUUGUUUGGUAGAUUUUUAUGCGAAAAAUGGGGUUUUAGAGAGUGCACGUGUAGUAUUUGAUGAAAUUCCGCAACCAGAUUUGGUUACUUGGAAUGCUUUGAUAUCUGGUUAUUCUUUUCACGGUUGUAAUUAUGAAGUGUUUGAGAUUUUUAAGCGUGUUUUUGAAGUUGGUUUGAAGCCUAAUUUGAGUAGUUUGGCUAGUGUAAUCCCGGUGUGUACGCAUUCAGGUUGUUUCGAUUUUGGAAGAUCUCUCCAUGGGUUUGCUGUUAAGUUUGGACUUUUUGCGGAUGAUUUUCUGGUACCUGCUUUAAUUUCAUUAUAUGCUAAUGCAAGUGAUGUGUAUUUUUCGGAUGCGACUAAGUUGUUUGAAGCUGUAUGGGACAAGAAUGAUGCGGUUUGGAAUGCUAUGAUUUCAGCUUAUACGCAUAACCACAUGCCUCUUGAAGCGUUUGAGAUGUUUCGAGAAAUGCAAGAUUCUGGUCUGCGUCCCAAUUUAGUCACUUUUGUGUCGGUUACUCCUUCGUGUGAGCUUAUUGGUAGUGUCUGGUUUGGUGAAUCCUUACAUGCUUGUGCUAUAAAACAUGGAUCAAAAAAUCAUACUUCUAUGUUAACAGCCCUUGUGUCCAUGUAUGCCAAACUCGGAGAGAUCAGAAAAGCCAGAUAUUUAUUUGAUUCAAAUCCUAAUAAGAACCUCUUAUCAUGGAAUGUCAUGGUUUCUGGAUAUGUGUACAAUAAUAUGUGGGAUGAAUGUUUGGGUACAUUCUGUGAAAUGCAAUUGGGUGGAUUGAUUCCGGAUGCAUGGACCAUAGUUAGUGUCGUUUCUGUCUGCACCAAACUGGAGGCUGUUUCGCUCGGCAAGUCUGCCCAUGCAUUUUGCAUUAGGAGGGGUUUCAAUUCAAACAUAAACGUGUCAAAUGCACUCCUAGCUUUCUAUUCUGAUUGUAGUCAUUUUGCCUAUUCUCUAAAACUGUUUCACAAUAUGGAUACUCGGGAUCUAUUGUCAUGGAACACUUUGAUAUCUAAGUUUGUACAAAUCGGAGAAGCAGAAAAGGCUGCUGAACUUUUUCAUCAGCUUCAGAAAGAUGGCUUGGCGUUGGAUGUGGUCACCCUGCUAAGCAUUCUCCCUAUGUUCUGUGGCAAUGAAAAUCAGGGUCAUCUGGGUCAAGGAAUGUCUUUUCAUGGGUAUGCCAUAAAAAAGGGUGUUUCUACUGACGUUUCUUUAGUAAAUGCACUAAUAAGCAUGUACUGUAAAUGUGGCGACCUCGACGCAGGGAAACUACUUUUUGAAGCUAUGCCAAAAAGGUGUAUAAUUUCUUGGAAUUCGUUGAUCGGAGGAUUUCGACAUCACAACUUACAGUAUGAAGCUUUGAUCAUUUUUAGACAAAUGAUUAAGGAAAGUCAGAGGCCGAACUCUAUAACUAUGCUACACUUAUUACCUUUAUGCUUCAGCCAAUUUCACGGUAUGUCUAUUCAUGCUUUUGCAAUCAGAUCAGGAUUUAUAGAAGAAACGCCUCUUCUUACUUCUUUGAUGUUCAUGUAUGCUAGAUUUGAAACUAUGAAGCUGUGUCUCUUACUAUUUGAAACUAAUAAAACGAGAGAUAUAUCUUUAUGGAAUGCCAUUAUUUCUGUGCAUCUCCAAGCAAGUGGUGCUGAUAAAGUAGUGGCCUUAUUCUGCGAUUUGCUUCGAAUCGGAUUACAAAAACCUGACAGAAUAACUAUUCUCAGUUUAAUUUCAGCUUGUGUUCACUUAAAAAAUUUAAAGCUUGCUAUUUGUGUAAUGACCUUUAUAGUACACAAAGGAUUUGACAAAGAUAUAGCAAUCAGCAAUGCCCUUAUAGAUUUAUUUGCAAAAUGUGGAAAUGUUAUCGAUGCUCGACAAAUAUUUGAAGCCUUACCGGCAAAAGAUUCAGUCUCUUGGAGUGUAAUGAUUAAUGGGUAUGGUCUACACGGAGAUGGCGAAGCCGCUCUAGAGCUUUUCAGGCAGAUGCAAUUUUCCGGGGUAAAACCUGACGACGUUACAUUUUUAAGCAUUUUAUCAGCUUGCAGCCAUUCUGGUUUAGUUGAAAAAGGUUGGAUGAUCUUCAACUCUAUGGUCGAGCAAGGGAUGUUAAUGAAAAUGGAACAUUAUGCGUGCAUGGUGGACCUGCUCGGAAGAACUGGUCACCUAGGGGAAGCUUAUGAAAUGGUUAAGAAGCUACCAUGUGAACCUUCGAUUAGUUUACUGGAAUCCCUGUUGGGUGCUUGUAAAAAUUAUAGUGAUAUUGAACUUGGGGAGAAAAUAAGUGCGAUGCUCUCGAUUUUGGAUUCAGAAAAUUCAGGAUCAUAUGUUGUGCUUUCUAAUAUCUAUGCAGCUGCUGGACGGUGGACGGAUGCUGAUAGAGUGAGGUCUCAUAUAGAAGGAAAGCGAUUAAGAAAGAUUUGUGGCUUAAGUUUCGUAACUGAGGGGGUUUAAAAGAUCCUAAUGAAGUGGAUAUAUGCUGAGGCGGAAUCAAGGUGUGCAGAAACUCACAGGAUGAAAAAAUCAUUAACCAA
Messenger RNA from Mercurialis annua (annual mercury), 3050 nucleotides. Its product is annotated as pentatricopeptide repeat-containing protein At3g16610-like. The record is from RefSeq and is a predicted model, not a curated record. The transcript has 2 exons. Gene Ontology annotation, molecular function: RNA binding; protein binding. Gene Ontology annotation, biological process: RNA modification. Bases 97 to 2970 code for a protein of 957 amino acids. NCBI's taxonomy places the organism in Eukaryota, Viridiplantae, Streptophyta, Magnoliopsida, Malpighiales, Euphorbiaceae.